This is a messenger RNA of Lynx canadensis (Canada lynx), 4186 nucleotides long. RefSeq names its product dual specificity phosphatase 3 (gene DUSP3). Gene Ontology annotation, molecular function: MAP kinase phosphatase activity; protein tyrosine/serine/threonine phosphatase activity. Bases 58 to 615 code for a protein of 185 amino acids. Lineage: Eukaryota; Metazoa; Chordata; Mammalia; Carnivora; Felidae. Gene Ontology annotation, biological process: protein dephosphorylation; negative regulation of MAPK cascade. Gene Ontology annotation, cellular component: cytoplasm. The transcript is spliced from 3 exons. The record is from RefSeq and is a predicted model, not a curated record.
CCCGGCGGCUCUCCCCUCGCAGGCUGCUGCCCCGGCGUGCUGGGCCCGGCCGCCGCCAUGUCGGGCCCGUUCGAGCUCUCGGUGCAGGAUCUCAACGACCUGCUCUCGGACGGCAGCGGCUGCUACAGCCUGCCGAGCCAGCCCUGCAACGAGGUCACCCCCAGGAUCUACGUGGGCAACGCGUCGGUGGCUCAAGACAUCCCCAAGCUGCAGAAACUAGGCAUCACCCAUGUUCUGAAUGCUGCUGAGGGCAGGUCCUUCAUGCACGUCAACACCAACGCCAACUUCUACAAGGACUCCGGCAUCACCUACCUGGGCAUCAAAGCCAAUGACACGCAGGAGUUCAACCUCAGCGCCUACUUUGAAAGGGCUGCAGACUUCAUUGACCAGGCCUUGGCUCAAAAGAACGGCCGGGUGCUUGUCCACUGCCGGGAAGGUUACAGCCGCUCCCCAACCCUAGUCAUCGCGUACCUCAUGAUGCGCCAGAAGAUGGAUGUCAAGUCUGCCCUGAGCAUCGUGAGGCAGAACCGUGAGAUCGGCCCCAACGAUGGUUUCCUGGCUCAGCUCUGCCAGCUCAAUGACAGACUGGUCAAGGAGGGGAAAUUGAAACUCUAGGGCACUCCCGCCGCCUCUUCUCUAGAGGCAGACAGGGGAGCCCCCGGUUGAGGUGUCCCAAGCCACCAUGUUUAGGAAACACAGUGCACCCUGCUCCUAGCAUCACCAGGCACUCGCCCACAAGUCUGUCCCAACACAGCCCUGGGCCACUUUCCCCCUGGGGAGCAUAUAAAGAAGCUUGCUAAGGAGGGCGUUCUUGCUCCCUGGUGUGUGUCCUGUGCCUGCAGUUUAUGAUGUCCCCUCCCUGAGGUGGGGGCGCAGAGGGGGAAGGCGUGUGGCAUGUGUCCUUCUCCCGGAUGACCGAAGGCAGGAGGUCCGUGCAAGUGUAAGGCUCGAGAUGCCCACAGGGGUCCCUCCUGACCUCCGUUGCCCCCUGCUUCCCUCCCCCCUGCUCCCUACCAUCCACCCCUGGGGCCUCUCCUGAGCGGGGACCCCCGCACCUCGAGCCCUGUAAGGGAACUAUGCAAACGCAGGCUCCUCUCCCUCCACCAUGCCUGUCUCCCCCUGCUCCUCCUAGCUGUCCGCACCUUGCUCAGAGGCAGAGGCCCAUCGUGAGGUCUGAACUGGCCUGGAGAAGCCAUCAGUUGUUAGCGGGUGGAAAUUCCCAUGAAGAGACUGCAUUGUAAUUAUUUCCUUAGGAUUAAAGAUACCUAAACGAAGAGGCCCUCGAGGGGCAAACAGAUUCCCCCUGGAGGACUCCCCUAAGUCAAUAGUUUUUAAGAUGCGAAUCGUUGGAAGGCUUGCGUUCAGAAUCCCCUGCUUUGGAAUGUUCCCCUUGGACUGCUCUCAGGUCGCUUGGUCUGUUAGAAGCGUGAUGCCUUGGGCAUGGUUUUAUUUUAUUUUUAUUUUUAUUUUUAUUUUUGUUUUUAUUUUUUUUUUUUUAUUUUUUUAGAAAACAGAGUGUUGAAGUUCCAGCCUAUUUAAAAACCCCACCAUUUGAAGAAUUACAAAGGGUUUGUCCUGAAUGACCGUGUUGGCCAGCGCCAGCCUCUCGUGCUAACUGCUUUCUUGUCUCGGUUGCUAUUCCAAGGACGGGAGGAAGUUGGCCAAUUACAGUGUGGGUGUGUGGGUGUGUCGGGGGGUGUGUGUCUCAGAAACACAGGCAGAGGAUGGACGAGUGGCUCCUCACCGUGCCCGCUUGUAGGUAGUUCUUAACGGCUCUGUGAUGCCAGGAGCGAGCCUGGGGCCCCGGGAGCAAAAAUGACUCAGCCAGGCAGAAAUGAAACACGGCGGUGCGUCCAAAUGGAGCCUUCACUGCUGGUAGAGCAAACCACAAACAGGAACAGCCUUUUUUAGGACUUUGUAAGGAUGAUGUCGGAACGCACCAGCACACGCGUGCACACGCUUGUCAGAAUAUAGGAGUUUUGUUUCAGACACGGUCUUGUUAGGACUUUCCAUGACCGUCACCGUGGAAAGCGAGGUGUUCCUGUCUCUCCAGGUUCCCUGCCAGCAGAGAGGUGGCCCUCAGCCACACCCCCAGGUCCUAGCACGUAGAGGUCUAUAAAAGUUGGUGGAAUUAAACUUUUUUUUUUUUUUUUUUUGAGCACCAGACGUGUGCAGGGUGUUGUUCUGGUGGGUGUAUCAAGCUCCCAGAAGGCCUGAAGGGAAAGAUCCAGGACUUUUGUUGAAUAGUUAAAAAUUCCGUUUUAAAUUUGAAUUCUGGCAGCAUUGACCUGUCGAGGCGGGGAAUGCGCCUUUUUCAAGAGUUGACCGGGAACGUCCGGAACGUCCGGCCAGACAAGGAGAAGCAGGGUGCCGCAGGGCCUCAUGGGUGUCGUGACCUCUGUUGCUGCAUGGUCCCUUUUCUCUGUGACCACAGUCACCCUGGACAAAUUAGGGUCUGUCGUCUUUUCCAGAUACCGGACUGCCCACGUAGACCCACCUAAGUGAAACGGCCAUCCUCUCUAACCUGUGUACCUCACCUCACGGUUUCCAGAGCACUGUCCCACUUAAUCUAACUUGAUCCUUUCAGUAACCCGAUCAAGUUGGUAGAGCUUCUUCAUGUAUGGUUACCUUUUUUAAGAAAAAGGAGCUGGGGUUCACACUGAGGGAGGGCAUGGCCCCCAGGCUGUCCCGGCCUCUUAAGGCAGAGCCAAGGCCAGACUUUGACGUUUGCUGCUCCCUGAAGCUGAAUUCUUUGUCUCAUGCUACCCUCCUCCCCCAAGACAGGAGCUCCCUGGGAGUGCCCAGGUGCCCUGAACAUGCCCUUGACCCAGCCUGUGUGCACAAGAGCCAGUCGGUGCUCUGGAUGGAGUACGGUGGUUCAAGCUGUACUGCCCAGGGGGUCUGCACGCGGGCGGGAGGGAGUUGGUACAAACCCAUCCCUGCUCCAGGAAACGGAAGUAAAAUGUGGGUCCCCGAUUCGGUUAGAAUGUGUGGCUCUUCCUCCAGGAAACAUGUAGCACCCCUAAGUUGGAGCUUUCUGCUCUGCUUCCAGAAGAGGCUCUGGGGCUGGGGGGCCAGGGGUCCCCCCCCCCACACUUAGGCAGUGGUCACGCCACAGGACGGCCACAGCUACUUAGGCCAGUUAACCAGACCUCUCGAAGGCCUUUUUGUGGGGGCAUGAGGGAGAAAAGGCCAUUGAGAAAAUUACUGCCUUUACUCUGGGGCUACUUUUAUGCUGAUAAUUUGGGAUUUCUUGGUAGUCUUUAGUCCCAGAAACCCCGUAUUUACUUCAUGAGAUUUAGCUCCUAAUUUUUGAGUAAAAUAAAACUCUUAUUUGUGUAAGAGCCAGCAUAUGCCCAGCUGUGAGUGGAAGCUGUUUCUGGACAGCUCUCUACCCCUGGGAAAUGGUGGAAUAGGAACUCAGGGUGCCCUUACCCCCUCCCCUGACCUGAUCCCUUCUUUGACUAGCAGACCCUCACAUAGGUCGAAUUAGAGCACCAAAUGGCUUUCUUCUCAAAUCUAAAGCAGUACACUUUCCACAGGCUGGUCUGUUUCCCUGCCACUCUGAGUUAUCUGGAGAGCAGAAACCACCCAUCUGUCAAACAAGGGGGCCCAUCUAGAAGACCUCUAAGGUCCCUUUGGCCCUGACACUGUAGGGUUCUCUGAGAACCCCCACCUGGAAUUUACCACCACCUGGAAAUUAUAGGGUAUGUAAUAACAUGACCAGCAGGUGGCACUGUGUUCCACCCAUGGUGAUGGAUGGUUUGAAAAGGAAAGUUGGUGCCUUUUGUGUCACAAGUUAAUGUUAAGAUGCUAAUGUUUUAAUUAAAAUAAGCACUGAUCUUAUAAUACGAAGAUAUGAACUUUCCUCGCAGGAAAUUUUCUGUCGUAAAACCGGUGUCAGGAAUCACCGAAGAGCCAACAGAGUUGGUCUUUCCAAGUCAAGGUUUUAUCCUGAUUGGAAAUAGAAACCCUCUCCGGUUGAGAGAGCAGAUCCGUCGGAAGCUUAACUUACCUCCUGCCAGCUGUUAGGGUGAUUUGAUUGUGAAAGCGUGAAUUUUCUGGGCAGAAAAGGGGAAGGUAUUAAAUUGGUUUUAAAGGAAAGUAAGCUUAACGUCUGUUGUAUCACAAAUCAGUGUUAAAACACUAACUGUAACCAAAAUAAAUGUCUUACAUUACAUAGAAA